Messenger RNA from Emiliania huxleyi CCMP1516, 1342 nucleotides. RefSeq lists its product as hypothetical. NCBI's taxonomy places the organism in Eukaryota, Haptophyta, Isochrysidales, Noelaerhabdaceae. The transcript is spliced from 5 exons. The coding region runs from base 11 to 1027 and encodes 338 amino acids. The record is from RefSeq and is a predicted model, not a curated record.
UCGACUCAGGAUGGACCUCUCGCAGAUGGCCCAGCACCUCCCGCCGGGCAUGAAGAUGCCCUCGGAGGACCAUAUGAAGAAGGCGAUGGAGGACGUGACUCACAUGAGCGAGGCGCUCAAGCCGCUUCCAGAGGACCCGAACAGGACGAUCCCGGUCAACGAAGUGCUGCUCGCGCUGGCGACCGCGCCGUGCAUGUGCCGGAUCAUCCCUGCGGACGUGCCUUCCAAGAUCAGCGAGCUGGAGGAGGCGAUGCGUGCGGAGAAGGUUGACAUGGACUGGGUGGACAAAGCGAGCGGCGCCGCGCGCAACCACGCCAUCGCGAUGCUGUGGCAGAUCAACCGGCAGCGGGCGGCGCUGAAGGAGAAGGACGCGGAUCUGGACGGUCCGACCGCGCAGCACGCCUCGGUCGCGGUGCAGCUGGCGACCAAACUGCUCGUGCAGGCGCAGAUGUACCUGCCGCAGUACCGGUGGGUGCACGCCAUCCUCGCGGUCGCGCGCACCUCGGCGCUCAUCGCGAACCAGCUCUGGUCGCCCGACGAGCUCGAGGCGCAGGUGCUGAUGGCGAAGAUCCUCAAGAAUGAGGGCCUCCGCCGCCCAAAGCUGCGCCUCGAGGCGUUUUGCGAGCCCAAGGAGGUGAUGGCGGGAGCGCAGCUCCGUGUCAAGGUUGCGCUGCUGCGGCACCAUGCUGGCAUCGACGGCGACGAGCCGCCGCCGGCCAGCAGUCAAGACGGCAUCUACGAGGCGUAUUGGCUGUACGUCGAGGGGCUCAAGGACGAGCCAAAGACGCCGAACUCGUUGCUCUCGGCGCAGCCGAUGGUCGUCAAAGACCUGAACGCGCAGACGGUCGAGCCGUCGCAGGAGUGCGGCUUCACGGCGCCGGACAAGGCGGGGACGUACCGCCUCGCGGUGCACGUGCUCUCGACGUCGGUGACCGGGGUGGACCUCGCCUUCGAGUGCAGCUUCGACGUCGUCGAGGACGACGUGCCCGCGCUCGACGGCGACGACGACCCGCCGCCCCUCCGGUAGGUUGGGACGGCUAGGGUAACUCAGGAGAGGGCAAAACCCCGUGAGCGGCGGAGCCGGCUUGUGCGGCGGACCCCCCUUUCUUUCUGCUUUCAUCCCACCAAGGGACGGAACUUGGCCUGUCCGAGGGUUUCCGGCAACCCAGAGGGAAACCAGAGGGUCCCCAGCACUUUGCGUUUCCGGAAGUUUCCAGGGAAACCAGAGGGUGUUUGGUGCUCCAUUCUGUUUCUCUCGAGUUUCCCUCGGGAAACUCGCGAGUUUCCCUGAGUCUGAGAGCUGGUCUGGGGCAAAAUCUGGGGCAAAAUUGAGGAAAUCGGC